Hypoxylon trugodes is the source of this 1397-nucleotide messenger RNA. RefSeq names its product vacuolar ATP synthase 16 kDa proteolipid subunit. The transcript is spliced from 4 exons. The coding region runs from base 195 to 686 and encodes 163 amino acids. Gene Ontology annotation, molecular function: proton-transporting ATPase activity, rotational mechanism. Gene Ontology annotation, biological process: proton transmembrane transport. The record is from RefSeq and is a predicted model, not a curated record. NCBI's taxonomy places the organism in Eukaryota, Fungi, Ascomycota, Sordariomycetes, Xylariales, Hypoxylaceae. Gene Ontology annotation, cellular component: proton-transporting V-type ATPase, V0 domain.
ACCUGGAACAAGGCAAAGCAACACCUCUCACUCUUCCCCCGUAAACUACUACAACUUUUCUAAGCUCAUCAUCAAAUCCCCAAUUCAUUGUACCACUUUUCUUCUGUUCGCUUUGAAAGUCUAUCAUUCUCUCCAGUUUCUCUAAUUCCAUUUCUUAAUUCCUUUCCGAAAAGCUCUUCUUUUCCACCGUCACCAUGUCCGGUUACUCUGAAGCUUGCCCGGUCUACGCGCCCUUCUUCGGCGCCAUGGGUUGCACAGCGGCCAUCGUCUUCACCUGUUUAGGUGCUUCCUACGGAACCGCCAAGUCCGGUGUUGGUAUUGCGGCUAUGGGUGUCUUAAGACCUGACCUCAUCGUGAAGAACAUCGUCCCCGUCAUUAUGGCUGGUAUCAUUGGUAUCUAUGGUCUCGUCGUUUCCGUCCUGAUUUCCGAUGGCUUGACUCAACAGCUUCCUCUCUACACUGGUUUCAUUCAACUGGGUGCGGGUCUGUCUGUGGGUCUUGCUGGUAUGGCUGCUGGUUUCGCUAUUGGUAUCGUCGGUGACGCAGGUGUACGAGGAACCGCUCAACAACCCAGACUUUUCGUCGGUAUGAUUCUUAUCCUCAUUUUCGCCGAAGUCUUGGGUCUGUACGGUCUCAUCGUCGCUCUUCUCAUGAACUCGAAGGCCAGCGUCGACGUUAGCUGCUAGGACAACUAAACCCACUAGCACACCGCGAUCAACCUAUAUCCGACUUGAUAGCUCGUACAAGUGCGAAAAGGUUCGGCAAGUUGUACUUUAACCAGUACCUUUUCGCCUUGUUGAGCUAUUCUCUAUCAAGAGAAUACUACAUAUAACUUAUGUUAUGUUAAAUACUAGCCUAACAGCCGAAGACAAGCACGCAGAAGGCUGCUAGACUAUUAGGGGGUGAUGUGUUAAGAAUGGAGGAAUGGGGCACAUGGUGACGACUGAGCAAGGAAUCGCAUCUGUAUUACUGUUGCUGCAUAUGUACGGUCCAGGACGACUUCUCAUCAUAGAUUAAUGGAUGAGAGAUUUUGUACUCUAGGGGUUGGUAAUCGGUUCUCAUGGAAGUGUGAUUUCAAAUUAGAAAAUUUCUACAUCUCCAAACAAUGUGAUGAGGUCAUGGCGUAUGAUUCGCUAGUCAGUGCCGUUAUUAGCCUUAUGUGGUUUUCAGUGCCCAGACAGCACAUUUGGGGGUACCUAGGUUUUGAUGCACUUCCAUUCCACAGGUCUCAUAGUCCUAGGCACUGUACAAUUCACCCCUUGUAUCAAAAGUAUUAGAGUGAGGCCUCAGUAUAGCUGUCAAGCUUAGACGUUUCAAUGGUGUGCUUUCUUAUUUAGGGGAAACGGAGCCGAAGGUACCCAUACAUAACCUUGGCUUAAUAUAGAUAUGUCUGUGCU